Messenger RNA from Seriola dumerili (greater amberjack), 1477 nucleotides. It is a transcript of the gene heyl, whose product is annotated as hairy/enhancer-of-split related with YRPW motif-like protein. Gene Ontology annotation, cellular component: nucleus. The coding region runs from base 14 to 1015 and encodes 333 amino acids. The transcript has 5 exons. Gene Ontology annotation, molecular function: RNA polymerase II cis-regulatory region sequence-specific DNA binding; protein dimerization activity; DNA-binding transcription factor activity, RNA polymerase II-specific. NCBI's taxonomy places the organism in Eukaryota, Metazoa, Chordata, Actinopteri, Carangiformes, Carangidae. The record is from RefSeq and is a predicted model, not a curated record. Gene Ontology annotation, biological process: regulation of neurogenesis; Notch signaling pathway; circulatory system development.
AAGGAGCAGAGACAUGAAGAGACCUCACGACUACAGCUCCCCAGACUCGGACACAGACGAGUUUAUCGACGUGGGACAGGAAGACAGCUACUGCCCAGUCACCGGGUCCAUGUCUCCUGGCAGCGCCUCACAGAUUCUGGCCCGAAAGAAGAGAAGAGGGAUCAUAGAGAAGAGGCGCAGAGACCGCAUCAACCACAGCCUGUCAGAGCUCCGGAGACUUGUGCCCAGUGCCUUUGAGAAACAGGGUUCAUCUAAGCUGGAGAAAGCAGAGAUUCUGCAGAUGACAGUGGACCACCUCAAACUGCUGCAUGCCAUGGGAGGAAAAGGAUACUUUGAUGCGAGGGCCCUGGCAGUCGACUACAGGACCCUGGGUUUUAGGGAGUGUGUUGGGGAGGUGGUGCGAUACCUCAGUUCCCUUGAGGGCGAGUCCCCGGACCCUAUAGGAGCCCGCCUGGUCUCCCACCUCUCCCACUGUGCAAGUGAGCUAGACCCUCUCCUCUUACAGACGCCCCCAGCCUCUGCCCUGCCCUUCCCUCCUUGGCCGUGGGCGUCCUUCCCUCAGAUCUCCCCCACCUCGCCGGCCUCCUCCUCACCGCCUUUCCCCAAUGGGCGAAGAGAUCUUGCUCUGCUGGGGAGCUACCCAUCAGCCGCCUCCCUUCGCCUCGCCCCCCUGGCUGGCUGCCAGCAGGGUGUGCCACCGCUCCUCGCGCCUACAGCUCUGGCCACCGUCCACAGGAUGCCCGCCCUCGCAGCAUCCCCUGCCCUAGCCCCCUCCAGACCGACCCAGCCGUCCCCUCACUGUGCCACCAGGGCCUCGCCUCUUCCCAUCCCCACCCCUUCCUCUUCCUCUCCUUCCACCUCCUCUUCCUCCUCCUCUACUUCAUCAUCUUCUGCUCCACCACAAAUCUCUUUCAGGCCCUUUGCACCUCUGGGGUCUCCCACAGCCCAGCGCAGGGGCUUCAGCGGAUCAGCUAAGGCGGCCCAGGGAUGGGGGACUGAGAUCGGAGCUUUCUGAGGCUCAACUCUGGUUUUGUUUUCCAAAUGAACUCUGUACAGUGGACAUGGAGCUCCCAUGUGCACCAUGUAGCAAAUAUGAUCCCUUUGGAGAAAGAAGUAUUGGACCUUUGAUGACUGUGUCCACCUUUAAGGAACUCUAAAAGCCAUAUCAGACUAUGGGUGAAGUUUUAGAUAAACACAAACAAUCAUAUAUGAUAAAAGAAUGGAGGAAUGUGAAGAAAUAGAUUUCAAUAAAUUUAUGUUCAUGAUCUUGCUUGAGAAAUACACACAUAGAAGAGUGUCCAACAGAGCCAUAUACAUAUAUAUAUUAUAUAAUGCUCAACAGGGUGAUGUUGAGUUUUCACUGAUCUUUUAACUGUGAUAUUUGUUUGUUUUUUUCAAAAACAUUUAUACAUUUGAUUACCUUUUCCAACUCUGAAGAAUGUUUGACAAAAAUCUCUAUAAAGACUAAGUGCCUUUA